GCGACGCGGAAGAUUUGCGUAUGGGGCCUCGCUCUGGGAUAGCUUUACGGCUUCUGGGAGCUGCAGCUUCGCGGUGAGAAGUAUCCGUGACGAGCCGUCCGGGAAAGAUCCGAAUGCGAUCAAACCUAAUCCGCGAGACUUGCUAAGGUUCUCUGCUGCAAAUUGAUGUUUAGAUAAACUUCAGUGAAAUGACUCUUCAGGAAUUGGUGCAUAAGGCUGCCUCCUGUUACAUGGACAAAGUAGCUGUAUGUUUUGAUGAAUGCAACAACCAGCUUCCAGUUUACUAUACCUACAAGACUGUGGUUAAUGCUGCUUCUGAAUUAUCAAAUUUUCUGCUGUUACACUGUGACUUUCAAGGAAUUCGGGAAAUUGGUCUCUACUGCCAACCUGGGAUAGACUUACCCUCUUGGAUUUUAGGAAUUCUCCAAGUCCCAGCUGCUUAUGUACCUAUCGAUCCAGAUUCACCACCAUCAUUAUCAACUCAUUUUAUGAAAAAAUGUAAUCUAAAGUAUAUCCUUGUUGAAAAAAAACAAAUUAAUAAAUUUAAAUCUUUUCAUGAAACGUUAUUGAGCUAUGAUACAUUUACAGUAGAACAUAAUGACCUAGUGCUCUUCAGACUUCACUGGAAAAAUACUGAGGUGAACUUGAUGCUAAGUGAUGGAAAAGAGAAAUAUGAAAAAGAAAAAAUAAAAAUCAGCGUAAGUUCUGAGCAUGUCAAUGAAGAAAAAGCAGAACACGUGGAUCUGAGGCUAAAGCAUUGCUUAGCGUAUGUACUACAUACAUCAGGGACUACAGGGAUACCGAAGAUUGUCAGAGUGCCUCAUGAGUGUAUAGUACCAAAUAUCCAGCAUUUUCAGAUACUUUUUGACAUCACACAAGAAGAUGUUUUGUUUCUGGCUUCACCUCUGACCUUUGAUCCUUCUGUUGUGGAAAUAUUUCUUGCUCUAUCAAGUGGUGCCUCUCUGCUUAUUGUACCAACUUCCAUCAAGUUGCUCCCAUCAAAAUUAGCCAGUGUUCUCUUUUCCCGUCAUAGAGUGACUGUUUUGCAGGCAACACCAACAUUGCUUAGAAGAUUUGGAUCUAAGCUUAUCAAGUCAAAUGUUUUGUCAGCCACUACUUCUCUUCGAGUAUUAGCCCUUGGUGGUGAAGCGUUUCCAUCAUUGACAGUUCUUAGAAGCUGGAGAGGAGAAGGCAAUAAAACACAAAUAUUUAAUGUUUAUGGUAUCACAGAGGUAUCAAGUUGGGCAACCAUUUAUAGGAUUCCAGAGAAGAUUCUUAACUCUACUUUAAAAUGUGAAUUGCCUGUACAACUGGGAUUUCCACUUCUUGGAACAGUAGUUGAAGUCAGAGAUACUAAUGGCUUCACAAUUCAGGAAGGCAGUGGCCAAGUAUUUUUAGGUGGCAGAAACAGAGUGUGUUUUCUUAAUGACGAAGUGACAGUGCCACUUGGCACAAUGCGAGCUACAGGAGACUUUGUGACUGUGAAAGAUGGAGAGAUUUUUUUUUUGGGACGAAAAGACAGUCAGAUCAAACGUCAUGGCAAACGUCUUAACAUUGAACUUGUGCAACAGGUUGCUGAAGAGCUUCAGCAAGUGGAGUCUUGUGCAGUUACAUGGUAUAAUCAGGAAAAGUUAAUUCUCUUCAUGGUGUCUAAAGAUGCUUCAGUAAAAGAAUACAUCUUUAAAGAACUGCAGAAAUAUCUUCCAAGUCAUGCAAUCCCGGAUGAGCUUGUAUUGAUUGAUUCUCUACCAUUUACAUCCCAUGGCAAAAUUGAUGUUUCUGAGUUAAACAAGAUAUAUUUAAACUACCUAAACUUGAAGUCUGAGAAUAAACUCAGUGGGAAAGAGGACCUUUGGGAAAAAUUACAGUAUUUGUGGAAGUCUACUCUGAAUCUCCCGGAAGAUCUUUUGAAGGUUCCUGAUGAGUCACUCUUCUUAAAUAGUGGUGGAGAUUCCUUAAAGUCCAUCCGGCUCCUCAGUGAAAUUGAAAAACUUGUUGGUACAUCAGUGCCUGGGCUUCUGGAAAUUAUUCUCAGCAGUUCCAUUUUAGAGAUUUAUAAUCACAUUCUUCAAACAGUGUUUCCAGAUGAAGAUGUGACAUUCAGGAAGAGUUGUGCCACAAAAAGGAAACUCAGCGACAUUAAUCAAGAGGAAGCCAGUGGAACAUCUUUACAUCAGAAAGCUAUCAUGACUUUAAGUUGCCACAAUGAGAUUAAUGCUUUUGUUGCACUGAGCAGGGGGAGUCAAAUUUUGUCUCUGAAUACCACUACGUUUUCAACAAAGUUAGGACAUUGCUCUUCAGCCUAUCCUUCUGAUUCAAUUUCACAGACCAACAUUCAAAAUGUGAAAGACUUAAAUUCUCCAGUUCUUAUUGGGAAGUCAAAAGAUCCAUCCUAUGUUGUGAAAGUUUCUGAAGAGGGGAAACCUGCGAUAGGGACUCAGGAAAUGGAGUUACAUGUGAGGUGGAGGUCAGACACAGGCAAGUGUGUAGAUGCCUCACCGCUGGUUGUAAUACCCACUUUCGAUAAGUCAUCUACAACUGUGUACAUUGGUUCCCAUUCUCAUAGAAUGAAGGCAGUUGACUUUUACUCUGGGAAGGUGAAAUGGGAACAGCUUUUGGGAGAUCGAAUUGAAUCCUCAGCAUGUGUAUCUAAGUGUGGAAACUUUAUUGUGGUGGGCUGUUAUAAUGGAUUAGUUUAUGUUCUGAAAAGUAAUAGUGGAGAAAAAUACUGGAUGUUUACUACUGGAGAUGCUGUCAAAAGCUCAGCAACCAUGGAUCCAACCACAGGACUCAUUUACAUUGGAUCUCAUGACCAGCAUGCAUAUGCUUUAGAUAUUUAUAGAAAGAAGUGUGUUUGGAAGUCAAAAUGUGGAGGAACUGUCUUUUCCUCUCCGUGUUUGAACCCGAUUCCACAUCAUUUGUAUUUUGCUACAUUGGGAGGACUUUUACUGGCUAUAAAUCCUGCUACUGGGAACAUUAUUUGGAAACAUUCCUGUGGAAAACCACUCUUCUCUUCCCCACGAUGUUGCUCACAGUAUAUUUGUAUUGGCUGUGUAGAUGGGAAUUUACUCUGCUUUACUCACUUUGGAGAACAGGUUUGGCAGUUCUGUACCAGUGGACCAAUCUUUUCAUCCCCAUGUACCUCACCAUCAGAGCAAAAAAUAUUUUUUGGUUCCCAUGAUUGCUUUAUCUACUGUUGUAACAUGAAAGGUCACCUGCAGUGGAAGUUUGAAACUACUUCAAGGGUCUAUGCAACACCGUUUGCUUUCCAUAACUGCAAUGGCAGCAAUGAAAUGUUGCUGGCAGCAGCAUCUACUGAUGGGAAACUGUGGAUCUUGGAAUCUCAGAGUGGACAAUUGCAAAGUGUUUAUGAACUUCCUGGAGAAGUCUUCUCUUCUCCUGUGGUCCUGGAAUCAAUGCUCAUUAUUGGGUGUAGAGAUAAUUAUGUUUAUUGUCUGGAUUUAUUAGGUGGCAAUAAAAAAUAAUCAAAUACAGUCCUUAUUUAUAUAACAAAUGUGAGAUGUUUGAAAAUAUUUUACCAUUAUAGAGCAUGUGGAUAGUCUUAUUUUAUAUUAAAGAUUAUAUUUUGGCUAAGAAACGGA
This is a messenger RNA of Rhinopithecus roxellana (golden snub-nosed monkey), 3602 nucleotides long. It is a transcript of the gene AASDH, whose product is annotated as aminoadipate-semialdehyde dehydrogenase. Gene Ontology annotation, biological process: amino acid activation for nonribosomal peptide biosynthetic process. The record is from RefSeq and is a predicted model, not a curated record. The transcript has 15 exons. The coding region runs from base 189 to 3485 and encodes 1098 amino acids. Gene Ontology annotation, molecular function: protein binding. NCBI's taxonomy places the organism in Eukaryota, Metazoa, Chordata, Mammalia, Primates, Cercopithecidae.